GGUGAUUGGCCAGUUGACGUGAACAAUAUGAAUGGCAACUUUUAUUGUUUGACGCCUUCCCGAAGCGGCGAGUAACUUUCUGACUUCCAACUCAAGGAACGAAGCGCCCGCUGUGAGCCGUGACCGCGCUGGAGAUGGGGGACCAGGAAGCGCCUCAGUUUGGAUCCGUGGAGGAAGAGCUGGAGCACUGGAAGGAGGAGGCGGCCCGGCACCAGCAGAUUGCGGUGGAAGCACAGGAGGAGCUGCAGGAGUUCCAGCAGAUGAGUCGGGACUACGAGGUGGAGCUGGAGACGGAGCUGAAGCAGCUGGAGGCCAGGAACCGGGAACUUCUCUCAGCCAACAACCGUCUGCGCAUGGAGCUGGAGAACUACAAGGACAAGUACGAGACACAUCACUCUGAGGCGUGUCGACAAAUCUCCAACCUGGAGGGAGACCUGGCCGAAACCGCGGCCGUCAGAGAUCAGCUCCACAAGUACAUCAGGGAGCUGGAACAAGCCAACGACGACCUGGAGAGGACCAAGAGAGCGACCAUCAUGUCUCUGGAGGAUUUUGAGCAGCGGAUGAACCACGUCAUAGAGAGGAACGCCUUCCUGGAGAGCGAGCUGGACGAGAAGGAGAAUCUCUUGGAGUCGGUCCAGAGGCUGAAGGACGAAGCGAGAGACCUUCGGCAGGAACUUGCCGUGCAGCAGAAACAGCAGGUACAGGACAGGAAGCCUUCCAUCAGCAGCUCCGUCAAAGAGCCUUCAUCCUCUUCGUCGUCGACGGGGUUUCCGACCCCGCCCCUCACCCCCCCAGACAGUAGGAUGGAGGAUAAAACCUCGGCUCCGCCCAGACCUGUAGCCUCCUCUGAGGUCAUCAGCCCGCCGCCGCCCUCCGUCAGCAGAGCUGAAAACAUCUCUGCGAUUCCUCUCACCACGUCGGCGAGAAUCUCUGCUCUGAACAUCGUCAGUGAGCUGCUGAAGAAAGUCGGGAGCCUGGAGUCGAAGCUGGCGUCCUGUCGGAAUUAUGUCAACGAGCAGACGGCGAACCGCAGACGCCACAGUGGAGGAUCUGGAUCAGCGCCGGCUCAGACCAACCCAUCAGAGACCCAUCCCACCAACGGCCUCUACAACAACGGUCUUGUGAAGAGGCUGGACUUUGGUGCAGGAUCCAAGCUGCUGCUGUGAACCCAACCGGACCUCUCCGUCUCCUCUCAGCGGGUCAGGAUGGUCCAAACCUCACCUGGACUCGGUCGGUACCUGACGGACCGCCCUGACUCCGAGCAGCUGAGGCUAAACGGAUGGAGACGCUGGAGGUUUAGUUCGUCUUUUAUCAGGACUUCCUCUUCAGCAUUUGCACUUGUCUUGAACGUCUGUUCUGGACUUUUUGUUCCGACUCCCUGAGUCUGGAUUUGAAGACAUAUUUUUAUGAGAAGCUAAACUCCUCAGUUGAUUAAAACAGUGAAAGUUUACUGCUGAUGUUUGAAUUUUAGAAGGAGACGUUUUUCUGUUCACCUUACUUUGGUCCAUUCAAAGUAAGUGGAAGCAAGUCACAUCUUUCCGGUUUGCUAGCUAACACCUGCUGGUCUGUAGCUCGAGUUUUCUCAUUAUUCAUCCUGAGUUUAUGCUUUUUGACCUAGAUGUAUAAUUGUAGAUGGGAAUGCACACUUAGAGCACAGCAUCAACUGGUGCCUUCAGGAAGCUCACUGGAAAAAAACGGGUUUGAAAAGAAUCGUUAUUCGUCAGUCACAUCAUUUUAGCCGAGAUACACAGUGGUUGCUAUAGCGAUUCCCGCCUUCUUCGGUUUGCUAUGUUUACUUUCUGAUUAAUUUUUUUAUUAUCUUUAACGUUGUUGCCAUGGUAAUUUCUAGAUUCUUUUUUGUUGGUUCUCUGCCACUAUUUCUUGCCCGGUUGCCAUAGCAACGUACACUUUUUUUUUCUUUUUUUUUUUUUACACACACCUAAAAAAAAAAAAACGUAUGCCAGAUUGUGAUUGGCUGUUUUCAACCGUCGUUAUUUAUUUUAGUGCAGAAUGCUGAAUGGCUAUGGUUACUGUCCUUUGUGGUGAAAUUCUUGGAGCUUUUGUUUGUCAUCAGAAUUUUGACCGUUUUUUGUUUUUUAUAGUUGCUCUUGUGACUUGGUUUUCCUUUUAUUUUUUUGUCCUAGUUGCCAUGGUAAUUAUCAGAUUUUUCCUGUUUUGGAUCUGGUGUAACGGGGGAAAUAAUACACGUUUAAAGGAUUCUUAAAUAACAUAGUGUUUCCCUCAUUUUAAUGGUUGCUGUGGUGAUUUUAAUGACCACCAUUUUUUUUCCCUUUGUCCGGUUGCCAUAGCAACAUUUACGAGGCACUUUUUUAAGGCACAUCUCAAAUGGUAUCCCAGACUGUGAUUGGCUGAUUUCAACCGUCUUUAUUUUAUUUUAUUGUUACUGCCAUGUUAAAUUCCUCCUGCCUCUCUCUACUCACUACCGUGAUUCCCGCCUUUUCUCUGGUCACCAUGGUGAUUCCCACCUUUUCUCUGGUCACCAUGGUGAUUCCCGCCUUUUAUCUGGUCAAGCACUUUUCAGAAGCGAGAAACAUACACUUUAAAAAAGGCCAUAAAUAUUUGCUGUGUAAAAACUAUAGGUAGUAUAGACUUUUUUUCCUCAACUGUGAAUGUGUGAAUUAUUUACUGUAAAGAUUUGUAACGGAUGUUGAUGUUUAGUGUAUUAGCAAGCACAAAUAUUUGGAGGAAAUUUAGCUAAUUUGGCCACAACAGGAUGUAAAAUUAUCCUGAAGUGCCCAGUUUGUGGAAACUGGUAAGACAGACACUGGACAAAAGAAAAUAAAAUGCUUCUUUUCUGA
This is a messenger RNA of Poecilia latipinna (sailfin molly), 2819 nucleotides long. RefSeq names its product nuclear distribution protein nudE homolog 1-like. Gene Ontology annotation, cellular component: kinesin complex; centrosome; kinetochore. Gene Ontology annotation, biological process: chromosome segregation; vesicle transport along microtubule; microtubule nucleation. Gene Ontology annotation, molecular function: microtubule binding. The coding region runs from base 135 to 1166 and encodes 343 amino acids. NCBI's taxonomy places the organism in Eukaryota, Metazoa, Chordata, Actinopteri, Cyprinodontiformes, Poeciliidae. The record is from RefSeq and is a predicted model, not a curated record. The transcript is spliced from 9 exons.